AUGUCGCACUCUUACCCGAAUCCUUACAGUGUCCCAAGACCCGGACAGCAAUCUCCGUUACUGGGAACUCCAUCAUUUUACCGACCGCGACCUCAGCAACACAGAGCGAAUUCCUCUAUGUCCAGAACUCAUCACCAUAAUGCAAGUAUAACGUCAAACCCCUCGCAAGGAACGCAGGACGUGGGAAGCGAACCGGAUUUGUGGCCAGUGAAUGCCCAUUUCGAUCUCCCAGCGGUGUCGAGCCCCGGGUCCUUGCAACCUUCCUCUGACAUUUACAACCUUGACGAAGACACUUCCUACCGCGAGUCCUCCUUUGACGAUUUCUUGACGACGGAAGGAUCUUCUGAAAACCAUCUGAGCAACCAUACUACACCGCAAGAACAGAUUUGGGAGCAGCAAUUCUUGUCUCAGGACGCCGUACAACCACAUAAAGUUGACUCUUACGGAGCGAACAAUUUCGAGGCUGUACAAGGAGUUUCUCGGAGCUCAGAUCUGCAGAGUUAUUUCCAACACACCGAAGAGCCGCUGCCGAGAUUCGUCUCUGGGGAAGAGCUAAGAAGUUCCAAAAAUUCCUCAAGUGGAUCACCUCUUCCUCGUCCUCCGCGCACUCAAAUUGUGGACCAGCAACAAAAUCAAUCAAUGGACUGCUCGAGCACUCCCCAUAGAAGAGGAAUCUCUCAAACCCUCAAAGUGGAUACGACCUCAAACCACACCCCUUCUCCCAACAACAAAGUGGACUCCUGGCAACGCACCUCAGGCAUACGGGCACCAAGUCCCGUAGUCAUGAUAUCCGACUAUGAAACUUCUGGCGUGAAGUCUGAGACUCAACAGAACCUCAUACCUACAUCUGCCAAGCGUGGUCGUGAGAGCGAAUCUUCUGACGAUGACGAUGACGAUGACGAUGACGAAGCUGGUUCUGACGGAGCAGGAUCAAGGGGUAUUGACGUGUCUCCAUCUCGUCUGAUGCCUCCAGACGCCAAUAAUACAGAUAAUCUACGUGCAACGCCAUCGCAGCGCCGUGGGUUUGAACCGCAGUCGAGGAACAAUGAAACGGUGACUUCGGCGAAGGAACUUGAAGAACAGCGCAAGCUCGAGGAAAGAAACGCCGAUGUUCAGGAAUGGCUUGCCACGAGCGAAGCCAGCAAUGCACCCGAAGACGGAUCUGGAGCGAAGGCCUCGCACCCGACAUCUCAAGGGGCAAGACGGCGAGCUCACACCACCGAGGGCCGACUAGACGCCCUUGGCCCCGUAUACUCAGACCAGCAUAUCCCCGGUCCCGGCGCUCUCGUCGAUGAGGAAUCAGACGACGAGUAUUUUGACGAAGUGUCGGUACACUCGUCAGUGAUUCAAGAGCUCACGGAGCAGACCAUCGAGCACUAUCGAGUAGAUGGUCCACCACUUUCACCACAUACUCUCGCCCACCGCACAUCGACUGAUGACUCCGCAUUCCCUCCUCUUGAAGAUCAAACGCCAGGGGAACUGGAGCCGCUGCCUACCCAGUUCAUAAGGCGAGGCCCAUGGCAAGAUGCUGUUCGAGGUCCUGUUGUCAGCACAAGAGGUCAACCCGAUACAUCAAACGCAGCCGCCUACAAGUAUAACGAAGAAGCAGCAAAGUGGGAGACUGCCUCUAGGGCUGCGACCUGGGGAACCCGACGCCGCCUCAGCGAGAGCGAAAUCAAUUCAAUCGUCGAAGGCAGCCAGAUCCGGCAUCUGUCGCUUUCGAAAAGAGGUCGGGAACGAACAAGCAGCCUCUUCAACAAGGCUCGGGGCAUAUUCCCCCGGCGUAGUAGUAGUAACAUAAAAGAAGAGCCCACGGCAGAAGACAAUGAGGCAGUACCCCGAGGACAUUCUCAUCGAAGCUCUGUUGGAAGCAUCAAACCGCAGAGGAUGCCGAGUUUUGGCAAGCCCAAGUCUCCUCCUUUGAAUACGGGCAGUGCCUUGCUUGCGAUGACUGGCCAGCUUGCAGCCGUUGGGCGUGGGAACUCGGUGGCACAGGAUCUCGAGACCUCCAAGUCGACACGACCCUUGCAGACACUCAAGAAGCAGCGCAGCAAGAGUGACGUGACCAAGAAUGCAAAGUCGUCCCAACCAGGACUGGCUGAUUUACUGACAAAGCACGGAGGACCGCCCAUUCCGACUCUCGCGUCCCCGAUGCAUGAGCGCGAACCCAUCCUGGCCGCGCAGGUUAUCGACAAUGAAGACGCUCCUGCGGACGACGAAGAGGACGAGACAGAUGAGGUGGCUAUCAAGAUGGAUCUUGAGAUCCGCGUCGAGGACAUCAGGCCGACCAUCGAAGGAUUCAGAGAUCAUGCACGAAAACUCAAUCCUAGGCUGGAGCCAUAUCUGCUUGAACGCAUUGGGCAAGAACAGAUUCGACGCUACAAGAAACUUGUCGAGAACAAGAUCAAACACACUCGAUAUGUCCAAGUUGCGCAAAGGUGUGCAUCGGGCAAGUUUUGCUUUGAUCUGGGUGGUCAGGCGACACCUCUCGCGCCACGGGUCAGCUCCAAGGAUCCAGACACGACACUGACGCAAUUUCAGAUCAGUAACCCUGCGGAUGAUGAGGUGGACGAGUCUGGGUUCACCGAUGGGGUUGUCACACCGGCACUUUUUCCUCUAGGGAUUCCAUUGCCGCCAGUUCCACGACUCCCGGCCGAGUUUGAGUGUAAUCUCUGCUUCAAGGUCAAGAAGUUUCAUAAACCGUCCGACUGGACCAAGCACGUGCAUGAGGACAUCCAGCCGUUCUCCUGCACCUUUCCCAAUUGCACCGAAUCGAAGUCAUUCAAGCGCAAGGCAGACUGGGUACGUCACGAGAAUGAGCGGCACCGGCACUUGGAGUGGUGGCAGUGUUCGAUUCAGGAAUGCAAUCACGUUUGCUACCGCAAAGACAAUUUUGUCCAGCAUCUAGUGCGAGAGCAUAAAAUGACCGAACCCAAGGUCAAGCGGGGUUCCGGGAGCAGCAAGAACAAGGCGAUCAAUAACGGCUUUCAAGAGGAUAGUGACGUGUGGCGGAUGGUGGACGAGUGUCGCUUCCAGACAGACAAAAACGCCCGCGACGAAGCUUGUCGCUUCUGUGGCAACCAUUGUUCGACAUUCAAGAAGUUGUCGGUGCAUAUGGGCAGGCACAUGGAGCAGAUCGCGCUGCCGGUCCUGCAGCUGGUGAGCAUGACAGAAGUCUCGCCUGACACCAUCGUGAGCCCGAUUGAUCAACCGCCCAUGAUGGGGUCGUCCUUUGGCACCAUUCCCGGAACGAUGAACAAUGUGGAUGGGAGCAAUCUCUCACCGUAUCCUGUCAGUGCAACAUCGGCCUACCAGACCUCGUCGGCGGGACAGUCACCGGCUUCCCUGCAUGUACAUCCCCAAAAUGGAGGGUUUCCGCUCGACCAGGGAUACUAUAGCCCGCAUGCGUUGACACCGACAACCCAAGGGCAGGUGAUGACGGGUGGCUAUGGAGCUACGGCGAACUAUGUUCAUCAGUCACCCGUCUUCAUGGGACCAGGUCAGAUGCAAGCAUCGCAUCAACACAGCCUGUCGCCGCAGAAUGCGAUGGCGGCACCCCGGUCUCAACCCAUGGGUCCAGGGUAUGAUAACUCGUUCUACGACUCAACAGGGGCGAUGUACACGCAAGCAUCGAUGCAAAACAUGUAUGUGAGCGCGCACUCGCAUCCGCAACCGAUAUCGGGGUAUAGCAUGGGGCAAUAUGCCUCAUCGAUGCUACCAAGUCAAACACGAGGAGGACAUGCGAGUCCAAUGGAAUUUGAUGGUCGAGCAGGGCUGGGCCUACAGACGGGGUUGAACGCACACACGGCUCCCUCGUAUGUGUAUGGGGCUCCAGGAGCAGGGGAGACAAGUGCGGACAUGCAUUUUGCAUGA
Messenger RNA from Fonsecaea multimorphosa CBS 102226, 3873 nucleotides. RefSeq lists its product as uncharacterized. Lineage: Eukaryota; Fungi; Ascomycota; Eurotiomycetes; Chaetothyriales; Herpotrichiellaceae. The record is from RefSeq and is a predicted model, not a curated record. Bases 1 to 3873 code for a protein of 1290 amino acids. The transcript has a single exon.